AACACACCCAUCCUCUACAAAGAACCCAUCAAUCAACCCUCUACCAACCACCCAAAAUGGAAGACACUCCCCUCCCCCCCGCAAGCACCGACCCCCGCGACCUCGCAGCCCUCGAAUCCAACCCCUCCGUCCUCUUCCCCACCUUCACCUCCAGCACCGCCUGGACCCUCGGCCUCGCCCUGCGCGAGCGCAUCCUAUCCCUCCCACCCACACAACGCAAACCAGCCUUAAUCUCCAUCACCUUGACGGGCGGCUCCGAACCACACGUCAUCUUCCAAUGCGCGACCGAGCCCGGCACGGUAGCAGACAACGAGGUGUGGGUGCGACGGAAGCGCAACACGGUGUUGCGAUGGGGCGUGUCGAGUUGGUUGAUGAGACAGAAGAUGUUGAGUUCGUCGGGGGCGGAAGCGAGUGAGGUGGAGGCGGCGUUUGUGAGGAAGUUUGCGUUGACGAGUACUGGCGGGGGAGGCGCGGCGGAUGAGUUUGCGAUUCAUGGGGGUGCGUUUCCCAUUCGGGUGAGGGGCGUGGAUGGCAUUGUGGGUGUUGUGGUGGUGAGUGGGUUGAAGCAGGAGGAUGAUCAUCAGGUGGUGGUGGAGACGGUGAGGGAGGUUAUUGCGAAGAUGUAAAUGGAUUUAUUAGAGUGUAUUAUAUUAUAUAUAUAGGAUCUGUAUUAGAGUGAAAUAUUUAUUUUGUGCUGUGU
Molecule: messenger RNA, 700 nt
Organism: Aspergillus neoniger CBS 115656
Lineage: Eukaryota; Fungi; Ascomycota; Eurotiomycetes; Eurotiales; Aspergillaceae
Product: DUF967 domain protein
Exons: 2
Coding region: 57-626 (189 amino acids)
Biological process (GO): post-translational protein targeting to endoplasmic reticulum membrane
Cellular component (GO): TRC complex
Source: RefSeq, a predicted model, not a curated record